AUGCGUUUUGCUUCCCGCCUCCCUGCCGCCGCCCUGGCGGUGUCGCUCCCUCUUUACGUUUAUGCAGCUUCGGGGUCUGGUCAGUCAACCAGGUAUUGGGACUGCUGCAAGCCGUCCUGCUCGUGGCCAGGGAAGGCCUCAGUCAACCAGCCCGUCUUCGCCUGCGACGCGAACAACAACCACCUCUCCAGCUUUGACACGCCCUCUGGAUGUGUCGGGGGAUCUGCAUUUACAUGUGCAAACCAGUCGCCAUGGGCGGUGAAUGACAAUCUGGCCUACGGCUUUGCUGCAACGGCACUCGGCGGAGGGUCAGAGGCAUCUUGGUGCUGUGGCUGCUACGCUCUUACCUUUACCUCAGGUCCGGUCGCCGGCAAGACAAUGGUCGUGCAGUCCACCAGCACUGGUGGAGAUCUAGGGAACAAUCACUUCGACAUCGCCAUGCCCGGCGGCGGUGUUGGGCUGUUCGACGGCUGCUCGCGACAGUUUGGCGGCCUCCCUGGAGCCCAGUACGGAGGCAUUAGCUCGCAGAGCCAGUGUUCUUCCUUCCCGUCGGCUCUCCAGCCUGGGUGCAAUUGGCGGUUCGACUGGUUCAAGAACAGCGAUAAUCCGAGCCUCACGUUCACCCAGGUUCAAUGUCCCUCUGAGCUGGUCGCCAGGACUGGUUGUCGGCGAUCCGACGACGGAAACUUUCCCGUCUUUUCGGCUCCCCCGGCAUCUGGAAGCACCACAUCUUCCGUCAAACCGGCCACAUCGUCGGUCAAAUCCACAUCCACGACCAGCAAGGCACCCUCGGCCACUGGGUGCUCAGUAGCUCAGUGGGCGCAGUGCGGUGGUGUUGGAUGGGCUGGAUGCCCUUGCGUGCCUGGGACCACCUGCAAAUUCAUCAAUGAUUACUAUUCGCAGUGCAUUUAG
This is a messenger RNA of Lasiosphaeria miniovina, 912 nucleotides long. RefSeq names its product glycoside hydrolase family 45 protein. The transcript is spliced from 2 exons. Lineage: Eukaryota; Fungi; Ascomycota; Sordariomycetes; Sordariales; Lasiosphaeriaceae. Gene Ontology annotation, molecular function: cellulose binding; cellulase activity. Bases 1 to 912 code for a protein of 303 amino acids. Gene Ontology annotation, biological process: carbohydrate metabolic process. Gene Ontology annotation, cellular component: extracellular region. The record is from RefSeq and is a predicted model, not a curated record.